Molecule: messenger RNA, 951 nt
Organism: Phalaenopsis equestris
Lineage: Eukaryota; Viridiplantae; Streptophyta; Magnoliopsida; Asparagales; Orchidaceae
Exons: 1
Coding region: 252-749 (165 amino acids)
Biological process (GO): systemic acquired resistance
Molecular function (GO): fatty acid binding
Source: RefSeq, a predicted model, not a curated record
UCUCUAUAGAAGCUGAAACGAUAUUGCAGUUGCACAUCGUUUAAAAAUCAAGCAGGCAAUAAUGUUCAUCAAUUUUGUCAUGAAAUUAAGCAAUUGGUGCAAUAAACAAGCUGCAUUAUAGAUAGUGCUUCAUCCACCAAGACAAAAUGAUACACCAUGUGUCAUUUCACCAUUGUUGAUAUUAUUUCUUCUAAUAACUUUUUUCCACCAUAAAAACCCAAAGAGAAGUAGAUGCUCAGUUCAUCAUAACAAUGGAAGCCAUUACAAAUGGUCUGCCUCUUCUCGCUCUGCUGUUGCUUUUUUGUACCACAGGUGUAAAAAGAGCCAAUGGAGCUGGAGAAUGUGGUAAUGUUUCUGCUGAUACAGUGGCCUUUCAGAUGGCUCCAUGCGCUUUAGCCUCACAGGAUGCAAAUACUGUAGUUUCAGCACAGUGCUGCUCAGCAGUUCAGAAGAUCGGGCAAAACCCAAAGUGUCUGUGCGCGGUCAUGCUUUUGAAUACUGCAAAGAGUGUUGGAGUGAGUCCAGUUGUCGCCGUGACAAUCCCCACGAGAUGUGGAAUUGCAAACAGACCGGUUGGAUACAGAUGUGGAGGUGAAUUUGGAUUUUUAUUGUUUCGAUUUCAUGAACAUUCUCAUACUAUGCUUAUGCUUACAAUUGUUUUGUUGUAUUUGCAUCUAUGUUUGCAGGCUAUACUUUGCCUUGAAAGUGGAUUUUAUCUAGUUUACCAUGUAAUGAAUGUGAUGCUGUAAUUGUAAUAAAAUGAUGGAUGAUGUUUGAGAUGUUUUGUCGAUGCUCUAAUAUUUAAACAUAACUUCGAUAAAUAAGUGCAGAGCUUUCUGUGUGAGCUAUUGUAAGUUCAUCCCAGUCUAAAACUGGAAGGAGAUGACUUAUGCAUGGUGUCUGGAUAUAUCAUAGAAAAAUUAAAGUCACAACUAUAAUAAGAAAAAGACA